Archocentrus centrarchus (flier cichlid) is the source of this 4426-nucleotide messenger RNA. RefSeq names its product brain-specific angiogenesis inhibitor 1-associated protein 2. Gene Ontology annotation, cellular component: cytosol; nucleoplasm. Gene Ontology annotation, biological process: plasma membrane organization; actin crosslink formation; positive regulation of actin filament polymerization. Gene Ontology annotation, molecular function: cytoskeletal adaptor activity; protein binding. Lineage: Eukaryota; Metazoa; Chordata; Actinopteri; Cichliformes; Cichlidae. Bases 544 to 2559 code for a protein of 671 amino acids. The transcript is spliced from 15 exons. The record is from RefSeq and is a predicted model, not a curated record.
GAGAGAGGGAGACAGAGAGAGGCUGAUACAGAAUGGGAGGCUGACUCUGGUUUCCAACGGCAGGGAGCUGUGUGUACUGGUGUUGGUGGUGGUUUUCUUGGCCAGUUUUGGCGGGCGUGAAGGCAUGUCGGUAAUCGGCUCAGUAAUGAGGAAAGGUACUGAACGGUACUGAAUAUCUGACCCCGAUUCCUGGGAGUAAAGGGAGGCAGCGAGGGGAGAGGGAGAAACUGUGAGAGAGAGCGAGGCGAAAAGAGAGAGGGGCAUGUGAAAAGGGGUGGAGGGAAGCUGAGAUUUAGUGCUCUGCUGGAUGAAACAACCCCCCACUAACUAACGGAGAGGGAAAGUAGCCUAAUAGGAAGAAAAGAGGGGGUGUAAAACUGUUCAUUAAACACUCAAAGACGAGCAGGAAGCCUUUAUCAUUUCCCACAAUGAGACCAGAAAAGGACAUUGGUGUCUUGUGUGAAGCUUAGAGAAGUCAGCAGCGGGACAAAAACACAACAGAAUCAUACACAGCGACAGCAGACACACAAGAGAAGUAAAAAAAUGUCUCGAACUGAAGAGGUCAACAAGAUGACUGAAAAUGUCUACAAGGGGAUUCUGGACCAUUUCAACCCCAGUCUGAAGAACUUUGUGACCAUGGGGAAACACUAUGAGAAAGCUCUGACAGGUGUGACUGUGGCUGCCAAAGGAUACUUUGAUGCUCUCGUGAAACUGGGAGAACUGGCGAGUGACAGUCAAGGCUCCAAAGAGCUUGGAGACACACUGUUUCAGAUGGCCGAGGUCCACAGACAGAUUCAGGUGCAGCUGGAAGAUGUGUUAAAGCUGUUUCACUCCGAGCUGCUCGCCCAGUUGGAGCAGAAGCUGGAGCUGGACAUCAAAUACCUCACAGCCACCCUCAAAAAGUAUCAGAGUGAGCGAAGGUCUAAAACCGAGUCAAUCGAGCGCUGUCAGUCCCAGCUGAAGAAACUCCGUAGAAAGAGUCAAGGCACCCGUCACCCCAACAAAUAUGGUGACAGAGAGAUGCAGUUUGUGGAGCUGAUGAGCCGUCGCCAAGGUGAACUGGACACGCUGGUGGCCGCAGGGUACAGGUCCGCUCUCACGGAGGAGAGGAGACGCUACUGCUUCCUGGUGGACAGACAGUGCUGUGUCACCAAACUGCUCAUUAACUACCACUCCAAGGUGAGAGAGCUUCUGUCUCAGAAGCUGUCGUCUUGGCAGCAGUCGUGUUCUCAGCCAACAAAGCUCCCGGAGCGCGCCCUGAACCUGCUGCGUCACACUGCGCCUCAAAGUCCAGGGGCUGCUGGGAUAGCUGAGGUCCUUCGUCACACCAAGCUCGGCACCGCUCAGCCCGAGCAGAGGCUCUCUGUUCAAGAAGUCCCUCCUCUGUUAAACGGAGACUCCAGUCGCUCCCAGCAGCAGCGCUCGCUCCCCUCCUCCACCCAGAGUGACACAUGUCCUUCUCAGGCCACGCCCCAGACUUUCCUCACUGCUUCCUCCACCAGAGGAGCUGCUGGAGGUUCAUCACAGGGAGCAUCUCCUCAGCACAGCAGCACACCAGUCAGUGCUUCAGCCAGCCCACUCCCUGAUAGCAGCGCCAGUGGCAGCGCCAGCCCGGCUCCAUCCACUCCCACCACCACAUCCAGCAGCUCGGCCCAGCAGAGCUCGCUUCUCUUGGCCACAAACACGUCCAACCUGUCCCCAAGCCUCAUCCCCUCCACUGUGAUGUCACUCAGCCAGAUCUCCCCAGCAGGCAGCUCCUCACAGGGCGUGACCCUCCCUAUCCCUCACAGUGCACCUCACAGUCCUCCUCUGCCGCACAGCGCUCCUCUCUCCAGGGCCAUGACUCCGGUGCAGCUGCUGCACCAGCAGGUGGAACCAGGAGGGAGCAACACUUUAUCUCCGUCACAUAAUCCCUGGCUGCUGAAGACCUCAGAGAUGAGCGCUACUGCAACGCUUCCACUGCCAAGGAGACCUGUCAGUGAAAUGAGGCUGGGUGGCUUUCAGGGCUCCAGUCUUCCCAGGAUGCUGCCUUUAUCUGCACCUUCACAUGUGGAAGCCAUGUUUGCUCACACACCUGGCACAUCAGAUGGUGGCGGAGGAAGCACAGUGGGAGGGGCUUGCUUACUGCACUUCCUGCCUGGUGACAAUAUCACUUUGCUUAUCUCUGAGCCCAGAGAUGGGUGGCACUACGGUCAAAAUGAACGAACUGGACGGAAAGGCUGGUUCCCUUUUUCUUACACUCAGCCACAUCACAACAAGAUAGAUCUCCUCGAAAGCUCGCUCUUCUUAUCUAGAGCUAACAGCACCAGUACUGGACAACUUGACAAACUGGGGUCUCCGGGUCACCAAGCCCUCACCCCUGAGUCGGAGGAGGAGCACUCCCUUCCGCCCCAGAGGGUCAGCACCUUCCGCCCGCGCCCGUACAGCAUGGCCGACAGCAACAAGAUCACCUCGGAGUUGGCCUCUCCACCACCUUCACCAACCAGGCCCAAUCCAUUUGCACAUGUCCGACUCAGAAAAACUGUCACCAACGAUCGCUCAGCUCCCAUCAUUGAGUGAGCCUUGUAGUCCCGCUGUCGCCGCCGCAGCAGCAGCAGCAGCAGCAGCAGCAGCUGUCCAUCAUCCUCAGGUUGAAUCCUGGAAAGAAGCACACUGACUUAUGUUGAUGUUCUAUUUUUAAAUUUAAUCAAAUACCAUGGUGUGUUUCGUGUAUAAAGGCUGUUAUAAAUAUGAUUGCAGUCCACUGGAUUUGGAGGUUGCUGGGGGUAGGGGACAAUUUAAGAAACUGCUUUAGCGUAGGCUUUAAUAUAAAAUCUAGGCUAGUUUAGAUGUUUAGUUUCAUGUUUGUUACACUGUAUCCUCUUCGUCCAGAAUAACUAACAUGUUAUAGUUUGCCUCCUGAAAGGAGGUGUUUCUUUUACUGUUUUAAAGUGCUUUUUUUCACUUUUUGUUAUUUUUGUGCCAUAUUCAGAGACGUUUUCUGUGUUCAGCUAAUUUAGGGGCUGGAUCCUAAUAUCAGGUUGUGCACACUGCCUAUGAAGUGUUAUGGGAAGAGGACAGGCUCCUUCUCUACUACAGUAUUAUAUUUCUUAGAAAAACUGCCAGAUCUGGUGCAUUUUCUUGGUUCCAGUUAAGGUGAGCGUUUAAAUUUUUUUUUCCUUUUUAUUUUAACACAACGAUUGGAUGAGCUACGUGACAUAAUAAUGAAACUGGCACCCUGACUUAUAUUUGUGCCACUUUUAGUUUCUGGAAUUGAGAGAUGUUUGAAUGCACAAGUCUGUCAGAUAUAUUCUUCUGUGCCGGUUAACACCAUUCAUUCUGCAUCUGUAAAGUUACACAUUAUCAUUUGUGAGUAGAUGACUCAAAAAAAAUGCAUUCUGCUUUAAAUUUGAUUUUCCAGAGUUGAUCAAUUCCAUCUACUCACUGAGUGAAAUAAUCAAAAUUGUCCUUUUUUUUUUUUUAAAUACACAGCAACUAUGACAACACAAAUAAAACUUCAUAAACUGUAAAAGUUGGUAGUUGAAUGUUUGGAUAGUGGUAUCACAGAAAGAAGUGUUUUCUUAGAAAGUAGCAUGUCAUGGAGGGUUCAAAGUUUUAAGAAUGAAAGAUCUGCGUGCUCAGUUUUUGGAUUUGAUGUCGUCUUGAUUUCUUUUCAGUCCCAAAUCUGAAGCUACUCACCAGCUAGGCUGCUUAAUUGUAGUUGUAUGUCUAUCAGUCAGACUAAGCAGAAUCUUAAAGAGAAGUAUGAAUGCCAAGACAGAUGAUACGAUUAGGUUUUUAUUGGGGAAUUGUAUCUAUGGAAGUGAUGAAGAAAGCAUACAGAAAGUUGACCGACGUUUGAGCAAGUGUUCGUGGUAAUCUACAGACAUCCAAAGUAAUUUUCUGUAGCUCUGUACUCUUUGUUGCCUCUAGCAAAGUGAAAUCUGUGCAAACUGAAGUGGUUCAUGUUCCUGUUUUAACCGCCUUGAGUUGCUUUGAUGUUUUAGCACCUUAAAGAUUCAUGAUAUCAUCUAUAAAGCUUGUAGAAAAUCAUUUCUAUCAGCAUAUAUUGUAAUUACUUUGUGUAGCAUUGCAUCACUAAUAAAGAUGACAGAAAAAUGCUUUUAAUGCCUGUAUAUAGUGCAAAAAAUGUGUGAAGGUAUGACUUUUAAAUUUUAUCUUUAGUAGAACAUUUGGACUUUGUGGUAAUACAGAGUGAACAUCUGAUGCUGGAAACUGCUGCUGGUAGUGAAAUUCAGUCUCCAGCUCAGAGUAACUUACACAGAAUGAGAUACUGUCAUUAUAGCUUGCAUAGGCCUGAAUGUGAGGUUAGAUACACUGUAUCACUAAUUCAUGUAGAAUUUAAUCUUUAAAAAAAACAACAUAUUUAGCCAUAGUGAAACCCGGACUGCAUUUAGUCACAAAUACAUUCAAAGCAAGAAGUCUG